Musa acuminata subsp. malaccensis (wild Malaysian banana) is the source of this 1760-nucleotide messenger RNA. Lineage: Eukaryota; Viridiplantae; Streptophyta; Magnoliopsida; Zingiberales; Musaceae. The record is from RefSeq and is a predicted model, not a curated record.
GAUAUAUACCACCGCAACCUUGAAAAAGUCUUCAAACAGCAUUAGCAAUCGGAAGGGAAAUCAGGAAAAGGAGUGUAGCAACAGAACUUAAUCUCCAGCUUCCCGUAUGCAGAAAUCAGAUCAUUAUACCAGCGGCUUUGGCGAUGAGAAAGAGGACUCUGACAUCAGUCACAGGCUCCCACGAGAUCCUGAUAUCUCACAGGCUUCAUCAUAUGGCAGUGCUCGCUCCAUUUCUCUCAGUCAUUCUCUCAGUCAGACAACGCUCCGGAGUUCAAACUCGUUCAGAGUUAAAGCUCAGGAAUUUGCUGCAGGAUUUGUCACUUGCUUCAUCCCUCAUCGCCAUGCAACUUGUGAAGGAGCAGAACAUGAAGAUGGCUCGAGGGAUGUCUCCGAUUUUUCCACUACUUCGACAGGUUCAAAGAUGUCAACUAUAAGUAGCGGGAGCAAUUAUAGAUUCAGAACCCAUGGUUCUUACAGCAAAAAGGAAACACAGCAAGAAACAAUAAGGUUCUCCAUAGAAGAGAUCAACAAAGCCACUUCAAAUUUUGCAUCAGAAAAUAGAAUUGGGCAAGGAGGCUUUGGGGCAAUAUACAAGGGGAAACUCAAGGAUGGAACUCUAAUUGCAGUAAAACGAGCCAGAAAGAAUAUGUAUGAUGUGCACUUAAGCGUAGAAUUCAAGAGUGAAAUCGAAACUCUGUCGAAGGUAGAGCAUUUGAACUUAGUGCGAUUUCUUGGAUGUCUGGAGACUGAUAAUGAACGUCUAAUUCUGGUUGAGUAUGUUAGCAAUGGCAAUCUACGGGAACACUUGGAUGGAACACGUGGAAAUGGUCUAGAGAUCGGACAACGGCUCAACAUUGCCAUUGAUGUAGCUCAUGCUGUUGCCUAUCUGCACACAUAUGCAGAUCACCCAAUCAUCCACAGAGACAUCAAGGCCUCCAACAUCCUGCUGACGGACAAGCUCCGGGCAAAGGUGGCGGAUUUCGGGUUCGCGCGGCUGGCGGCGGAGGAUCCGGAGGCGACGCACGUCUCCACCCAGAUCAAGGGCACGGCGGGGUACCUCGACCCGGAGUACCUCCGGACCUACCAGCUCACGGAGAAGAGCGACGUGUACUCCUUCGGCGUCCUCCUCGUGGAGAUCGUCACAGGAAGGCGCCCCAUCGAGCGAAACCGCGACAACAGGGAACGCGUCACCACGCGAUGGGCGAUAAGGAGGUUCAAGGAAGGUGACGCGGUGAUGGCGAUGGACCCGCGGUUGCGGCGGAGCCCAGCGGCGGUGGGCGCGACGCAGAGGGUGCUGGGGCUGGCGGAGCGGUGCAUGGAGAAGGAUAGGAGGUCGCGGCCGUCGAUGAGGGAGUGCGCGGAGGUGCUGUGGGGGAUCAGGAGGGACUCCCAGAGCAUGCUGCAGUCGUCGUCGACGACACGGUGAUAGAUGUCGACGGCGACCAGGAGUUCGAUACUAUCGCAAUUACAGGAGCAACACGAUGCCAUCUGUCGUAUGGUAAGUACGCAGAGUGUAUUUGAUGGUACAGUGUGCACUACUGCAUUGUGUAUGUGUAUGUGUGUGUAUGAAGCCAAAUUGGGAUUGAAAGGAAAGCAAGAAAAGAAACAGUCAUGUCCAUGUUAUCGAUUCAAUUCAGUUAUGGGAGAUUAUUUUUGUUGGUGGGUAAUUGGAAAAGGAUUUAUGAAUGUGUCUAUGUAAUGAAGUUGGGAGUGUAAAUAGCAAGAUUUGAUUUAGUAGCAAUACAUUUCUUAGGGAAUAA